AAGAAGUUCAGCAGCGGCGCAGAUGAAAAUCCCCUGGUUGUUUUCUUUUUUUCAACCAACAAUUUGCCUAGAUGAAUAAUCAGCACAAUUAUGACUCCACUACUGACGGCGCGCGAGGCGGUCUCAAUAGCUUGUCUCAAUAGCUUCGAGUAUUUAUACUUUAGCUUCGACGCGGCCUCUCGCCAGCUGUAGCCUGUAGAGUAAAUAUUUAAUACUCAAACUAGCGAGUGUCUCACCUACUUUACUCACGAGAUACUAGAAAAUGAAGACCUGGGCACCAGCUUUCUCUAUCGCGGCGCUUCUGCUGCCCCUCGUAGCGGCUGAUUGUGAGAAGUUCGAGUUCAGGGGUCAAUACGGCGGCGAUGGUUUCACCACGACAAGUAACCAAAGCAUGCCAGUCUCUUCAUGGACGAACUGCACAGCGGAGCUUGCGCGUGGAGAUGGGGACAAUAAUAACACCUGCGAGUUCCACCACUACAGUAUGGGCUUAGUAUUACACCCCGAAAUCCGCUUCAUCAACUUCGACUCGGAGACGUCGGAGCACAUAUUCGAACUCGUAAGGGAAAACGCAAACCCCACCGCGUCUAGCCUCACGGACUUCAACGCCACGAUCGUCGUGAACUACACGGCAUCCCACACCGAUAUAGACCUCGGCGACGUCGGAUACUACGCCUUCACGCCUUUCAUACGCUGUUUUGACGGCGUACUCUCUGACUGCGAUGACGACGACGACGAUCCCGAGGACAUUAAUGCGGGCAAACUAAUCCGUGCCUGCGGUCUAUCAUGGACUGAUGAGGACCAGUCCCGAUUAGACCCCGGUCAUCAACAGUACUCUGGCCGCGAGGGUUUCGUUCAGACAAGCAGCCCUGCCAAUUUCCCAGAUGAUCCGCAGCCUAGUUAUGAUAGCGUUUCUGAGCUGGCUACUGUUCACAAAGACGACGGUUCGGUCGGGAGUAGGGCCAGCAGUGCGACUCUACUUAUUGCGUUGAUGUGCGCAGCAUACAAUUUCAUAUAAGAGAUGAAACAUGUAGAUGAUGGCCCUAACACAGGCCCGAUAAGGAGUAGCAAAGUGUAUAUAAGUUGCUCUUUAAGUAUAUUUAAUCUUACGAGGAGAUGAGCUAGGGAUUACGAGUACACAUGAGUCCGCAGUCAUUUAUAUCCUAUAUAUACCUAAUAUAUAUCAAUAUAUGGCUACUAAAAUGUUUCAAACCAGCUCAACUAAACAUUGGCCGCUUCACUUAGACAC
Molecule: messenger RNA, 1246 nt
Organism: Daldinia vernicosa
Lineage: Eukaryota; Fungi; Ascomycota; Sordariomycetes; Xylariales; Hypoxylaceae
Exons: 2
Coding region: 263-1015 (250 amino acids)
Source: RefSeq, a predicted model, not a curated record